UUAGCGUGUACUUACAUCAUAUAUCAUAUAUGUGAUUGGUAGUGGUCUCAUUGGGAGUACUCUCAGUGCUGCCACCAAGGGCGGAUCGUAACCAUUAGUAUACAUGCACGAUGGUGUUGACCUUCUGUGUCGGUGUCUGUAGACUAAAUACUAUUGUGUCUUUCACUCGAUUAUGUAAGACAAAAACUCCCAAUGCAACUCAAGUUGCUUUCCUGACUCGAUUGGCCCGACAAGAACCCAGGAAGAAACCUGCCCCAUUUCCCUAUUGGAGGAAAUCGUAUAACUCGUUCCAGAAAUACUUUGAUCCGAUAAUGUUCAGGUUUGACGAUAACACACAAAUAGUGGUCGUGGAUGGUUUGCCUGCAGUAGGAAAAUCCAAAUUCUGUCAGAAAAUAGCUGAUGAGUUUGGUUUACUCUACAUGCCACCGCCGACGCAUGACCAAUUUUAUGUCAAUGUCUAUGGCUUCGACACUCGAGAACUGGAUCCCCAGUUGCCGUUUCUUACCAGAAGUUUCGACAUGCCACGAUUUUUAGAAAAUCCCCAUGACAAAAGGACGGCUCAUUUCCAAAUGUUAUAUUUACUAAUGAGAUACGACCAAUAUGCAAAUGCUUUGCUCCAUAUGUUAUCAACCGGGCAGGGAGUGGUUCUGAACCGGUGUCUUUACUCAGAUAUAGUUUUCACAGAGGCCAUGAAGAAUGCUGGGUAUCUUACCGACCAUGUGUUGCAACAUUAUAUGAAAGUUAGAGACAUUGCAAUGCAACUUGUUCAACGACCGCAAUUAAUAAUAUAUUUGGACGCCCCUGCAGAAAUUAUUAAGGAAAAAAUAAAACAGAGAGGUUUAACGUACGAAGUUAAUUCGAAAGUUUUCUCCACCGAGUAUCUGAACGAUCUCGAGAGAUUAUAUAAAGAGAAAUAUUUAGCACCAUUGGAAUCUCAUUCGCAUUUGUUGUUUUAUGAUUGGUCGAAAGAAACUGAUUUCACGACCAUAAUUGAGGAUAUCGAGAAUAUAAACUUUGAGAACCAUGCAGAUAAAGAAAAACUGAAAGAUUGGGUGUUCAAUACUGACACUGAUGUUAAACGCCUAAUAUGUGUAAAUAGUUUGGGUAGACAAAAAGCGUUCGGUGAAUUAUGUAUGGGUUUUGUACAAGAUUGUCCCAAGGAAUUAAUUUGGACGGGUGAUGAUUUAGUCCAACUGGACGAAGUGUUCGACAAUUGUGUUUCUGAAAAGUACCCUCCGGGAUACAACAUAGAAUGUGGCGAUAACAAAACGUGGACGUGGUCGCAUUUCGAUUUGCUUUCGGUACGUCGAACGCCGCAGGACUUCGUGAAUCGGGACAAAUAUAUGUCCUAAGAUUUGUAUGAUAUAGAAUAGUGAAAGUCGAAAAUAACAUGGAGCAUUCUCAUAAUGAAUGGAAGUAAUAUUAUUAUGAAAUAAAAUAAUACGAACAUA
This is a messenger RNA of Colletes gigas, 1451 nucleotides long. It is a transcript of the gene ND-42, whose product is annotated as NADH dehydrogenase [ubiquinone] 1 alpha subcomplex subunit 10, mitochondrial. Gene Ontology annotation, biological process: mitochondrial electron transport, NADH to ubiquinone. Lineage: Eukaryota; Metazoa; Arthropoda; Insecta; Hymenoptera; Colletidae. The transcript is spliced from 5 exons. Gene Ontology annotation, cellular component: cytoplasm. Bases 111 to 1352 code for a protein of 413 amino acids. The record is from RefSeq and is a predicted model, not a curated record.